Molecule: messenger RNA, 7039 nt
Organism: Loxodonta africana (African savanna elephant)
Lineage: Eukaryota; Metazoa; Chordata; Mammalia; Proboscidea; Elephantidae
Gene: SHISAL1
Product: shisa like 1
Exons: 5
Coding region: 103-702 (199 amino acids)
Source: RefSeq, a predicted model, not a curated record
CCCCAGCAGGCGACUCCUGCGGGCGCCGGCUCCCGGCAGCGGAACAGGAGCGAGCGGGCGGCGGCAAGAGGCAGCUCCCGGCAGAUCGAUGCCAGCCGAAGGAUGACCAGUUGUGGCCAGCAGUCCCUCAACGUGCUCACCGUCCUCUUCUCGUUGCUAUUCUCUGCAGUCUUGUCUGCUCAUUUCCGGGUCUGUGAGCCCUACACUGACCACAAAGGCCGCUACCACUUCGGCUUCCACUGCCCUCGGCUCUCCGACAACAAAACCUUUAUCCUCUGCUGUCAUCAUAACAACACGGUCUUCAAAUACUGCUGCAACGAGACGGAGUUCCAGGCGGUGAUGCAGGCGAAUCUCACAGCCGGCUCCGAGGGCUACAUGCACAACAAUUACACCGCCCUGUUGGGAGUGUGGAUCUAUGGCUUUUUCGUGCUGAUGCUGCUGGUCCUGGAUCUGUUGUAUUACUCGGCCAUGAACUACGACAUCUGCAAGGUUUAUCUGGCGCGGUGGGGUAUCCACGGACGCUGGAUGAAACAGGACCCCCGGCGGUGGGGGAACCCCGCCAGGGCCCCUCAGCCAGGCCAGCCGGCCACGCAGCCCCAGCCUCCCCCGGGUCCCCUGCCGCAGGCCCCCCAGGCGGUGCACACGCUGCGGGGAGAUGGCCACAGCCCGCCACAGAUGACCUUCCAGAGCUCGUCCGCCUGAAAACCUUUUUGCCGUGCCUCAGGAUGGAGGAGGUGAGAUCCAGAGCGCCCGGCUCAGCUUCCAAGAACGACUCCUAACCGAGACGCAGAGCGAGCCAAGACGGCGGUGGUGGUGGCAGAGGAGGAAAUGCUGCCGGUGCCCCAAACCCCCUUCCACAGACUUCUAAGAUUAGGAGCACACUCAGGGGCGGGGCCGGGGGUGCAGGGGAAGGGGCUCUGGGCCACCCGUCCGCAAGCAAUAGUCCCAUUUUGGGCUGGUGGCUGCUGAGAGGUGAUGCUGUGGUGGACUCAGGCUGACCAACACAAAGCUGCUCUGGCCGAUUAAAGCCAGCAGGAUGAGACCUGUAAGUCAUACCUGUGGCUCAAAUACGACACUCCCCUCGCCUCCUUUCCCUCCAGCAGUGGCCCCUGGGGCCUAUCCACAUCAGAAUAUUGACUGUGAGUGUGGGCGUGCGUGUGUGUGUGUAUGUGUGUGUGAUUUGGGGUGUCCUUGUUGUUGGGUUGCUUGGGUGGUUUUUAUUGGGGUUCUCCCUCCAAAGUUCUCUGAGGGGUGCGGGUCACCCUGUGGCUGAGAAUUCUUCCCAGCUCCCGGGGGCUGCAUGCACAGGGCACGGUCCCACUGUGCACAAGCUUCAGUGACCUCCUGGGCCAGGGAAGAUGGUUUGUCUUCACUGUGUCUCAGAGGCCACUAGGGAUUUGAAAAUGCCAGUCAGGGCUCAUUCUUACAGAUUCCUUCCCGUAACAAUAGUAAUAACAGGGGUUGCAGCUUGGGCACGACCGUGGGGCAGGCACCAGGUUAGGCAUCUUCAUGUGCACCCGCGUUCACUCUCACCGCAUGACACCUUGUGGGGUGGGUAUGGAUGACCCUUGCAGAAACAGCUCAGAGCAGGGAAAGGGUGCCCAGGGCCACUAGAUGGGGAGACUGCAGGUACAUAAAAAAAAUCCAGGAUCUCCCAGCACAAUUCCCUUCAGUAUCUCCCCGAUGACUUUUCAGUGGGCAGGAUGCCACCUGGCAUUAUCCAUCAUCAACUACCUGGGACCCUCAUUCACUCAACACACUCUGGUUAAACUCCUACUGUGUGCCAGGCCUGACCCCUAUCCCUGGGAGCCUCCCAUCUAAUGGGAGGGACAGACACAUAGAGCACGGCCGGACAGAGUGAUGAGAAUGAUGGAAAUCCCUGGGGGCAGGAAGCAAUCCUCCCACUUCAGGUGGGACUCCCAAGCACACUUGGAUGCCCGGAACCUCUGUCCACAGAGCUCAGCUCGGCCACGGCCCGUCCAUCCAUCCGCCGGCCCGCCCCGGCCCACACAGGGAAGGGCCUCACCCGGGAACCCACCACACAAAUCCCCAGAGGCCAUGCUGCUGGUGUAGACAUAUUCAUCCUACCAGUGUCACGUGACCCCCGAGCCUCCCCAGCUGUUAGCUCACUGGCCCUGUUCAAUAAACGUGUCGCCUCCUGACCCUGUAUUGUCAUUUAACCAGAGCCAGCAUUCUCGCACACACACCAUCUGUUCACGGGACAGGAGCGUGAGCGAGGUCCGUGCAUGUGGUGCUGGCCUGCUAGCUGGGGAAGAGGACAGUGAGGAAAUAAACAGUGAACGAGGAAGAUGUCCACAGUGGGGAGUGCGCCACAAGAAUUCAGCCAAAGUGAGGUAUUAGUGGGGGCUUUGGGAAGCUUGGGUGGUCUGAGAAGGCCUUUCUGAAGAGGUAAUACUUAUGCCCAGUCUGAAUGAUAAGAAAGAGCUAACCGUGAGCUUUAAAUACAGAAGGAAGAGUAUUCCAGGCAGAGGGGGCAGCCAGUGCAAAGGCCCUGAGGCAGCAACAGGCUUGGUGGUUUCAAGGAACCCAAAGAAAGCCAGGGUGGCUGGGACUCAGAGCAAGUGUGGAAAGAGGUGAGGAUAGAGAGCCCAGGUUCUGGGGUUCACUGUGAGACACAUAGCAUCAAACUUUAUGCCCUUUGAUAAAACGGAAAGAACUUUCCAGGGCAUGAAGCAUUUUCCACACACCCUGACUCUUCAUUCUCACAAUAGCCGUUAAAGAAGGGACUUUUCCCAUUUCAUGGACUAGGAAACUGAGACUCGGGUGGGUCACAUGGCUUGCACAAGAUCACACGGGCAGGCUGUGGAAGGCCCAGACCCAUCUCCUCCAUCUAGUGCUGCCAAUCCCCAGGGGUACAGCUUGGCAGAGGCAAAGUGGGAGAACCGUCGCUAAGGUUCUUGAUUAAAAGCAGAUAUGGUUUCUUUUUCCCUGAUUCUGAGUCACCCAGGACGUGCCCCUGGGCCUUGUCCUUGCAGAGCAGCAGUUGCCGUGAAGGUAUGCAGCUGGAUCAGCCCACACCUGCAUCCCAUCUGCAGAGCCUCAGGAGUCAGAAAGCACCUAAUCCUGGGCCAAGGAGCUCACAAGACUCAAAUUCCAGCAUCAUUUCUGCUGCUAAGAGCAGUGUGACUUAGAUGAGUCCUGUGUCCUCUCUGCCCUCAUUUUCCCCGUCUGUAAGGGGAAGGAGUCAGGCCGGCUCACCCUUAAAAACCUCCCAUCUGUGCUGUCCUGUGGUCCUGGGAUACCUCCGUAGCUGCUCACACUAAGACACUUCCUCUGCCGAGAAGGCUGGUGGUCUUGCCUCCUUCCCCUGAGUGCCAAGUCAGUGGCACUGCCACAGAGCCCAGCAGGGCAGGACUCUCCAGACUUGCAUUCUUGAGAUUUGCACCCUGGCAGGAGCUCCUCCUGGCUCCACCAAAGGUCUUUUCAGGAAUAACUGCUGCCUGGAGCCUCUCUGGAUCCCUGGUGGCACAGUGGUUGAGAGCUACGGUUAUUCUCCAAAAGGUCAGCAGUUUGAAUCCACCAACUGGUCCUUGGAAACUCUGUGGGGCAGUUCUGCUCUGUCCUGCAGGGUCACUAUGAGUUGGAAUCGACUUGACAGCAACAGGUUUGGUUUUGAGUUUUGGAGCCUCUCUCCUCAAUGGCCCCCAGGGCUGGGCAGGGUGGCUCUUGGGCAGCCAGACAGGGGAAGAUCACAGACUGACCCAGCCCUAGCAGCAGCCUGGGGAGCAGACAGACUCAGAGUCCGGAGGCCCAAGCAUGGGUCUGCAGUACUGCCGCUCCCAGCUGGGUGACCUCGGGCUGAUCGUUUGCCCACUCUGAGUCUAGCUCUCUCACCUGGGCAGAGGGUACAACACUGGCUAUCUUACAGAGUUGCCAGAGGGUAAGAACGGUGUGCACCUGGGUGGCGUGCCCUGUGUAGACGGCAUGUGCAUGAGGAAGUCCACUUGGUGGAGGGGCUCCUCAAAGUCCUUCAGGCCCUAGACAAAAACCCUUCCCCAUCCUCUUGUGGCCAAUAAGUGAAGUGUCCCUGCCGAUUAGACGCGAGGUAGUGACACAUUCAAGCAGAGACUUUCUUAGUGACUCCCAAACCUAAUUUUUCAAGCUGCCUACUUUUACUUUUUACUGUGAGCUUUUGGCUAGCGACUUGUAAUUUGUAAAAAAAAAAAAAAAAGUGGGGAAGAGAGAGAGGAUGGGGACAGGUUGUCCACUGAGAUACUUGUGCCCGGUGCCGGUCUGUGUAGCUGACUCCCUGUAUUUUACGGACGUUUUCCCUGCGGGGAACUGCUACCCAUGAGCAGUUUUGUGCUUUCCUUCCUGUCUGUGUACAAGCUCGCCGUUGGGUGUGUCUGAGUCUCUGUUCAGAACCAGUACCUGGCAGUUCCACUGGUUGCGCUGGUCCCCCCAGCUGACCUCUGCAGUCACCCACCCACAGGCACAACUGCCUCCUUCUGACACGCCGGAAGCUUCUGACUGCCAGGCUAACAUGUGACGCCGACCAUUACCAACUUCAAACAGGCCUUAACUGAAAACUCGCACACAUGCACACACACGCGUCCGUACAUGCACACACACGUGAGCCCCGCGGGUAGCCCUGGUCCCUCUGGCUGUCUGAUGCUUCAGAACGACAGCAGUAGACAGCUGGCACUGCUGGCGUGGGUAGCAUUUCCCCUCGGCACCAGAGAAACCCUUCAGGCAAACUCAGUUCCGGGGCUGGGAGGGAGGGCUUGGGGCGUGUGGGGGAAACGUGGGGCUCAAAGUAGCCCAGCUCCCCUCCAAAGCAAGAAAAUGUCUUCAGGUCAUUUCAAACAGAAGGAGCUGUGGGUAUGGCUGCCUCCUGGCUCCCCGUACACACCCCCGGGCCCCCUGUUCCCUCAGGGCUGGGUCUGCGGCCUGGCCCCCAGCCCCCUCUCCCUGACCCAUUCCCCCGGCUCGCUUCCCUCCCCCGUUCACACUUCUACUGGAGGUUGUGACAUAAAAGAAGACAAGUUUCCCAGAGCCACAGACCCUUUUUUAAAAAAUGUGUUUAUUUGAAUUACCCACCACGGCCAACCGGUCUCUGCUGACAGGAAGGGCCAGGACCCAGGCGGCCUUCACCGGUGAAAGUGCGGAGCACCCAAUGAUACAGGGUGACAUGGAGGACCAGGGUGGGCGGCUUGGGCCCAAUGAUACAGGGUGACAUGGAGGACCAGGGUGGGCGGCUUGGGCACUUCUAAGUAGAUGUCGAGGGGCCAUCAGGCCAUCGCAGGGCGGUGUCCGUGGGGCCCCCUAAUGGGACCAUCACACCAUCACUGGAGGUAUCUGUGGGCCCCCCUUAUGGUGGCUGUAGAAUCUGGGGUUCAAAGAGUAGAGACAGGCUUGGGGGCCUUGAUCGGACUGCUCACCUGACAAGCAACUGGCAGUGUCCACCUGGUCCAAGGGGCAGCCACACACCCCUGUGAGUGGGCGGCGGCCUUGCCCCUACUUCCGCAGACCAGGUACACGCCACUGGACUGGGGUCAUGCACUCUGCCCUUCCGGAAAACAAACGUGGCAUACCUGUGAUGCCACAGCCGGACCCCGGACCCUCUGAGCAGACACGUCACGUGAUGGUAGUUAAGUGAACGCUUACAAUCUUGGCCUGAAGAAUUCAAAUGUUGAAAGAGGGUGGGCAGGGGAGAUAGAAGAGGUCAAUCCUGAAAGAUUCAUGCUUCCAUUCAUUCAUCCAUUCACUCACUCAUUCAUUCAUCUGCUCAACAAAUAUGACUGAGCACCUGACUGGUGCCCCUGGCUGCGUGUGGGAUGACUGCUUCUGAGCUACGGACAGAGAUGUAAGGAAAUGUGAUGGGUUCAUGUAGGUGGAGGGUCGCUUGUGACUCAGCUGUACCUCACAGUAAGGAUCAGACCCACAAAUGGAAUAAGGAAUACUUAACUACUCUGUCCAUGAAAGUGACCUUGGAGCUGGCAUUGGAGCCCCUGGUUUCUAGUCAAGACCCUGGCACACAGUCGGUGCUAGAUAGAUGCUUGGUGAAUAUGUCACUUUGACCAUUAGUCACUCUGUACCUUAAACUCCCAUGUACACGUCAAAGCCCUGGCCCAAUCGCCCUUACCAGACUAAAAUUCGAGGCAGCCUCAGUGCCCAGCUCCGGGGGCUCUGUUCACAAUGCUGUCAUACUGAUGGUCACAGGCUCCAGGGAUGUCGUCUCCAGACUGCGCUGUGAGCAGUGCCCCUGAGCUGUGCAACGUGGUGCCCUCGUGAGCUGUCCUGAGCCACCCUCUAACAUGUGCAGGACCGACUGCAGUCAGCACACACUCGGGUGGCUUCCCCGUGCACGCUAGUGACAGGUGCAGAUGACGCAGCCACCUGCCGUCAAACGGGGGCCCCAGCCAGUGGCCAGAGAGCCUCCUGUAGAACAUCACCUCCGUCUUUCGCACAGCAGUUUCCUCCUGAGCCCUCCUCCUGUGUACAGAGCUGGUGAGGCCUGUCACGGUCAAAUAACCUAUCAAUCAGAGUCUGGAGGUGUGCAAUAACUUAGGGGGACUCCAAGGGUGAGAGGCUCCAUCGCCUUAACAAGGCAGGACCCCCCCAAAGUGGCUGUGUCCUGGUGGGGCCAGCCAACGAGGGUGUGCCAGCUUCAGGGGAGGAAGCAGAAACCGUCCCCUCUGCUGUAACCUGACUUCAAGGGGUCGGGCACGGGAUCUCGCUGAGAGCUGACGACCGGGAAAACCAAAAACCAAUAAUAUUCCUAAUAAGAAUAAUGAUAUUAUGUAACAAUAAUCCUAAGAACGUGUUUUACACUGACCGCUGUCGCACUGCUUUUGUCUUUCUAUACAGUAGUUUUUAUAACGAUGUCCUUAGGUUUUAAUAAAGGAGUGUCCUGUCAACUGUUCCCUCUGUUAAAUUUUGCUUUCCUGUUUUAAAAUGCACUUGCGGGAACCUGCACAUGUGUAACUUGUCGCUCUUAGGUCCCUGGGUGGUGCAAACAGUUUGUGUGUGACUACUUGCUGAAAGGUUGGAGGUUCGAGCCCACCCAGAGGUGCCU